GUAUGUAUUUGGUGUAUAAUACAUGUAGACACCAGCAGUAGAAAAUUUCCCAACGUUUUCCACAUUUACUUGUAAGUAACUGCAAAAUUAGAGUCUGGGUCUCCCCAUGCUUCAUUGGUUCUCUGAAUUCUAUAUCAGCAGCUUCUAAACAAGUUCUAGAAGCAGCAGCGUGCCAAACAAUUCCGUAAGCUCCGGCAAGUCUGUCCCCUAACACCCAAGUUGGCUUUGUAAGGCUGGGCUCUCUGCCUGCCUUAGGAGAGCUGGUGGUACAAACAUCCCGGUUCCCUCUUCCUCCCAUCAGCUCUCUGGCUAACCUGAACCAGGCGAGGUUUUCAAUGUGAUCCAUCUGUUUCCCUGUUUGGUACAUGUGGCAAAUAGUUUUUCAGGUUUGUGUCUUACGGUAGACAGCAGUAACCAAGAAAGAACUUUCUUACCUCUUGUGGAUCGCUGAGCACUUGAUACUUACCGAGCCGUCCGUGUCCCGGGUCUCGUGCAGAGAUCUGGGGUUCACUUUGUGAUCGCUGGGUCCAGAAAGUGCAACAUUAAAACAAGCCAUGAAGUGUUUAAGCUCAGUGUAUAAAGGAUAACACUGGGUUAUAGCUCAGAGGCACAGAAAAAUUUGGAAACAUUAUCUUGAAGGAAAGGCGAUAAAAAUAUUUUCUCUGAUUUAUUGCAAUAUUUCCGGUUUAUGAAAUCGUUUGUGUCUUUGCAAAAAUCUCUUGAAACAGUGUCAAGUGAGAACGGUCUUGUUUAGUGUGUGUCGCAGUCACAAUCGCUCCCCCCGCCACCACCCCAAAUAGGGGAGAGAAUUAAAGGGGAGGGGGAAACUUGUGGGUUGAGAGAAAGGUGGUUUAAUAAAAUAACAAAAUAGUACUAUUAUACCACUACUACUAAGAAUAUAUAUAAAAUGGAAAUAUAAAACAAAAGAUACUCAGUGCAGCUGGUCCCAAGAAGCAGCUCCUGGCUCCAAACAGCUGGUGCCAGAGAGAGAAGAGAGAAGGCGGCAGAAAAGCGCAGAGACCUCUGCAACACGGUGGAAUGGCAGAAAGCCGAAUUAAAAGAAAACUCCAGCGAAACAGGGCAGAACCAGAACGGGUCUCUGCAGCCAGAAGAACCCGACUCUCCUUAAAUAUAAAGCCUGGUGCUAAUGGCGGGGAAUAUUCUCAGUGGUCAGUCUGGGUCUGUCCCGUCCGUGUCCCCUUCCAGCUGCCUCGCGCCUGUGGGCAGAGCUCACAAGGACUUUGGUUCCCAGACAACCAAGAUAACAGUGAGUCCUUAGAUUUGCUAUGUUCCAACUCAAAAACAAUGGAAAGUUACUUGAAGGAAAACAUUAACUCUGUCCUGGGGUGUUAUCAUCUUGUUCUCAAACUAAAUCCAAAUAAAGUAAUUUAAUUAAUUCAAUUAAUUUAUUUAAGCCUAAAAUUAACAGUUUGCUUGAAUAGACUAACAGGGAUUCGUACCACAGCGCAUAUUCAGGAUAGUAUUACAUCUUUAUUUUAAAAGUCUGAAAUCUCCUCUGUGUCCGUUUCUGUACAGAAUUGUCAUUUAGAUGCUCUGUGCUGGACUGAAGAUCAGGUAGCGCAGAUUCCUGGCUUGGACCAGACCCAGGGUCACCUGCACCAAGCAAUGUGUAACAAUCACUGGGAGCAGAUGUGAGAGAAUCUCUGCUGCAAGAUGAUCUGCUGUGAAGAGUUAUUGUCCUUCCCAGCCUGCCUUGUGCUGGCUGUUAAAGAGGGGAUUAACCAGGACUCUUCCAUAUUCAGCUGUUCUGAUUUUACAAUGAGAAGAGAACUGAAAUAUCGAUUAGCUGUGAUGCUUGGGUUUGAAUUUGCUCUGUAUAUUCAUUUUCUUUUUCAUUUUUUUCCUUCAGGAAGGUCCAAAAGAUUGUAGGAGUCUAAUGUGCUUUUCUGUUUGAUAUUCUACCUCAGAAACUCAUCAUUGAUGAGAAGAAAUACUAUCUCUUUGGGAGAAAUCCUGAUCUGUGUGAUUUCACCAUUGACCACCAGUCUUGCUCUCGGGUCCAUGCUGCCUUGGUCUACCACAAACAUCUCAAGAGGGUUUUCCUCAUAGAUCUGAACAGCACGAGGGAAUGGUUCCAGAUAUGGUGCGUUGGGACCUACAAGAAUCCAGAAAUAAAUGGUGUUCGUCAUUUAUUUCCAUGACUUUUUGAGGAAUUCUGAUGUGUGUUACCUUAGUUUGUGAGACGCACAUGGCACGUUCUUGGGUCACAUCCGUUUGGAAGCUCACAAACCCCAACAGAUACCCAUUGACUCCACAGUUUCAUUUGGGGCUUCUACACGAGCGUAUACCCUGCGAGAGAAGCCCCAGACGCUGCCGUCAGCAGUUAAAGGAGACGAGAAGAUGGGCGGUGAAGAUGAAGAGCUCAAGGGUUUGCUGGGGCUGCCAGAGGAGGAGACAGAACUUGAUAACCUGACAGAGUUUAAUACAGCCCACAACAAAAGAAUUUCCACGCUAACCAUUGAGGAAGGAAACUUGGAUAUUCAGAGACCAAAGAGAAAACGGAAGAACUCCCGAGUGACAUUCAGUGAUGAUGAUGAGAUCAUCAAUCCAGAGGACGUGGACCCUUCUGUUGGGCGCUUCAGGAACAUGGUACAGACAGCAGUUGUCCCUGUGAAGAAAAAACGGCUGGACAAUCCAGGCUCAUUGACCACAGAUGAUUCUGCAUCGCGACGUAUGCAAAACUUCCCCUACAGCGGAGGAUUAUAUGGGGGUUUACCCCCAACUCACAAUGAGGCGGGUUCCCAGUCGCACGGCGUCCACGGGACAGCGCUCAUUGGGGGGCUGCCCAUGCCCUACCCCAAUCUCGCCCCAGAUGUGGACUUGACUCCCGUCGUGCCCUCAACAGUUAACAUGAACCCAGCUCCCAACCCCGCUGUCUUUAAUCCCGAAGCUGUGAAUGAACCCAAGAAGAAGAAAUACGCAAAGGAGGCAUGGCCGGGCAAGAAGCCGACCCCUUCCCUGCUGAUCUGAGCUGGGUUCUGUCGAGGGGGGGCAGGAGUUACGAACUCCAGAAACUCUUUAUGUGCAGUAUCGUCUUUUUAAAAUUUCAGUGUCCUAACCAGAUGGAAUACCAAGAUUGGAGAAGUGAAAUAUCCUUUAAAGAUCUGUCUUCAAACGUUUUUAUAUGUCUGUUUAAAAAGAAAAUACAGCUCCCAUCUCCUUUUGAAUCAAAAACCUCUGGCAGCCUUUUCUUAGCCAUUACUGUCCCAGAGGUCCUUACUCUGAAUUUUGAUCCGUAAGUCGAAGGGGCAGAGUAAUACAAUUUAAUUAUCAUUUAUGGGAUGACCCUGCAAAUUCGUGUAUUUAGGUGUCGUGCUCACUAUGAAUAUUGUUGUUCCUGCUGGACUUGCUCGUAGCAGGUCAGCUGUAUCAGAAGUAAAUGUUUGUGGGGCCAAGCCUUUCAGAAAUCCCAUUGCUGUGAGUUCUAGAACUUGCAAAAUAUAGGUCAGCUUUUCUUUUUUAUGUUUCCAGGCCCCCGCUGAUGUGGGACCUUUUUUAAGUUCAGUCUGGCUGCGGUUUGUUUUAAUUUCCACCCAAAAACACUACAGCGCCCCGUUAGCUGGUGAACGCGUGGGGCUGAGGUGGCGGAGGAGCAGCGGGGGUUCCGUGGCCGUGCGGCGGUGUCGGACGGUGCAUCACGGCGUCUUGGUGGCCCUUUUCACUUAAGUAGUUCCGUUUUAUUUGCAAACAGAACCUGUGAGGUUGGAUUAUAUGCGAGAUGCAACGAGACACGUAACACUGAGCAGCCAUCAGCAGUGUCUUGUACGUUUAACAACCAAGCCGCCACCCGCACGCUGUUUCAGCUGCGUUAGCAGCGGGUGAGAACUGAGCGCUCCCUAAAGCUGGGAUGUGAAUUCCAGUAGAGAAUCUGCCUUGCCGUGAAUAAAACGGCGCCCAAGUUGGUUUCAUGGUAUUACGUUGUUUGACUGUGUCACUUUUUCACAUGGAAUAGAAUGAGAAGCUGGGUUGGGUUGUUGCUCUAGCCCUCCAAAUCCUUUCAAACUCCGAUUCCCUUGUACUCAGACAUAAUGUCUUUAUACAAGGUAAGGCCAGAGCUGUUUUUCUUAGGUUGACUCUGGAUUUCUUUACAUUCUAUAACGCAGUUCAGCUAUGUAGUCGAAUUUCUGUGUCGUUCGGGGGAUUUCUCCAGGAGCCGUGUGCCGGGCUGGCAGUGCCGCACGCAGCAGUUCGCUCUGCAGUCCCCGGCUGGGCGAGCUGGGCGAGCUGGCGGCUGCAGCAGCGGAUGCUCCAAAAUCAGGGUGCACUCUGCAUGCGCAGAGCGAUCCUUUCGAUCAUGUUGAUGUAAAACGCGCUGGUACCUCCCCCGUUCACGCGAGCGAUGGCUUGAGAGGCUGGUUCGUUCCCCUCCCCGUGGGAUGGAGCUCAGACUGUCCUGUGGAUGAACCCGGGACCUUCCCCCUCCAGCUCCUGUGCGGUUGCUGUCGAACAGCAUCCAGGCCUCAGAUGCUCUUCCAGAUACUCCAUGCGGACUCUUAAAAUCUCCCUUUAGUUUUGCUCCUCUCUGGUAUGUAGAACUUGCGUUUUCCAGCCGGUCUGCUUUAUGAAGGCAACUCUUUAGGGUAACAUUAGUUAGGGCAAGUAAAAGCUGAACAGGUCAUCUUCUUGGGGGGGAUGUUUUUUUGUUGUGUUUUUUUGCAAGUGGAUCUUUGCAAGAUUUUUCUUGAAAAGCGAAGCUUUACUGCUCAUUGGUUUUUAAAGCUCUUCUCCUCCCUGGAUUUGAACAAGCUCUCGUUAUUUUAGAGCUUAUGGGCCAUAGCUGCCCAGUGCAGGAGGGGACAGUUUAACACCUGGGGCUUUGUACAGAAGUUUGUACACUUGUGUAAUAUGUAAUAGGCCUUUUCACACUUUCUGUUGAGCUUUUUACCUGUAACCUUUACUAUGUUGUAAAUUAAAUGCAGAUUUUGCCA
Columba livia (rock pigeon) is the source of this 4949-nucleotide messenger RNA. RefSeq names its product protein phosphatase 1 regulatory subunit 8 (gene PPP1R8). Lineage: Eukaryota; Metazoa; Chordata; Aves; Columbiformes; Columbidae. Bases 2362 to 2991 code for a protein of 209 amino acids. The record is from RefSeq and is a predicted model, not a curated record. The transcript is spliced from 6 exons. Gene Ontology annotation, cellular component: nuclear speck. Gene Ontology annotation, molecular function: protein serine/threonine phosphatase inhibitor activity; mRNA binding; protein binding.